Fukomys damarensis (Damara mole-rat) is the source of this 461-nucleotide messenger RNA. Its product is annotated as CSC1-like protein 1. Bases 23 to 400 code for a protein of 125 amino acids. The transcript is spliced from 2 exons. Lineage: Eukaryota; Metazoa; Chordata; Mammalia; Rodentia; Bathyergidae. The record is from RefSeq and is a predicted model, not a curated record.
CAUCUACAUCCUGCUCAAGCACAUGGUGGACCGGCACAACCUCUACUUUGUCUAUCUCCCGGCCAAGCUGGAGAAGAGGCUGCACUUCGCUGCCGUGAACCAGGCCUUGGCUGCGCCCAUCCUCUGCCUCUUCUGGCUCUUCUUUUUCUCCUUUCUGCGCCUGGGUCUGCAGGCCCCUGCCACCCUGUUCACCCUCCUGGCUGUGCUGCUCACCAUCGUGGUCUGCCUGGCGUAUACCUGCUUUGGCUGCUUCCGGCACCUCAGCCCUCUCUACUACAAGGUACAGGACCCAAGGAGACCAUGGCGUCCCCAGCCAUCCCCACCCUUUCCUGUAUCAACACAGCAGCAACCUUCUUCAAUUCCACCCCUAUCUGGGAAAGGCAAGGGUAUUAGGGUCUGACAUGGCACUUCCCUCCCCGUCUCUGCCCUCUUGGGUGUCUCUCUCUCUCUCUCUCUCUCUC